AAAAGCCAGAUGUGGAGGUUCUGGGCUGGCGUGGUUAAAUGUGGUCUGUGGUUGUGGAGGUCCUGGGCUGGCGUGGUUACACGUGGUCUGUGGUUGUGGAGGUCCUGGGCUGGCGUGGUUACACGUGGUCUGUGGUUGUCCUGGGCUGGCGUGGAUACACGUGGUCUGUGGUUGUGGAGGUCCUGGGCUGGCGUGGUUGUGGAGGUCCUGGGCUGGUGUGGUUACACGUGGUCUGUGGUUGUGGAGGUCCUGGGCUGGCGUGGUUACACGUGGUCUGUGGUUGUCCUGGGCUGGCGUGGAUACACGUGGUCUGUGGUUGUGGAGGUCCUGGGCUGGCGUGGUUACAUGUGGUUUGUGGUUGUGGAGGUCCUGGGCUGGCGUGGUUACACGUGGUCUGUGGUUGUCCUGGGCUGGCGUGGUUACACGUGGUCUGUGGUUGUGGAGGUCCUGGGCUGGCGUGGUUACACGUGGUCUGUGGUUGUGGAGGUCCUGGGCUGGCGUGGUUACACGUGGUCUGUGGUUGUGGAGGUCCUGGGCUGGUGUGGUUGUGGAGGUCCUGGGCUGGCGUGGUUACACGUGGUCUGUGGUUGUGGAGGUCCUGGGCUGGCGUGGUUACACGUGGUCUGUGGUUGUGGAGGUCCUGGGCUGGCGUGGUUGUGGUUGUCCUGGGCUGGCGUGGUUACACAUGGUCUGUGGUUGUGGAGGUCCUGGGCUGGCAUGGUUACACAUGGUUUGUGGUUGUCCUGGGCUGGCGUGGUUACACGUGGUCUGUGGUUGUGGAGGUUCUGGGCUGGCGUGGUUACACAUGGUUUGUGGUUGUCCUGGGCUGGCGUGGUUACACGUGGUCUGUGGUUGUGGAGGUCCUGGGCUGGCGUGGUUACACGUGGUCUGCGGUUGUGGAGGUUCUGGGCUGGCAUGGUUACACAUGGUUUGUGGUUGUCCUGGGCUGGCGUGGUUACACGUGGUCUGUGGUUGUGGAGGUCCUGGGCUGGCGUGGUUGCACGUGGUCUGUGGUUGUGGAGGUCCUGGGCUGGCGUGGUUACACGUGGUCUGCGGUUGUGGAGGUUCUGGGCUGGCAUGGUUACACAUGGUUUGUGGUUGUCCUGGGCUGGCGUGGUUACACGUGGUCUGUGGUUGUGGAGGUCCUGGGCUGGCGUGGUUACACGUGGUCUGCGGUUGUGGAGGUCCUGGGCUGGCGUGGUUAAACGUGGUCUGCGGUUGUGGAGGUCCUGGGCUGGCGUGGUUACACGUGGUCUGCGGUUGUGGAGGUCCUGGGCUGGCGUGGUUACAUGUGGUCUGCGGUUGUGGAGGUUCUGGGCUGGCAUGGUUAAACGUGGUCUGCGGUUGUGGAGGUCCUGGGCUGGCGUGGUUACACGUGGUCUGCGGUUGUGGAGGUCCUGGGCUGGCGUGGUUAAACGUGGUCUGCGGUUGUUGAGGUCCUGGGCUGGCGUGGUUACACGUGGUCUGCGGUUGUGGAGGUCCUGGGCUGGCGUGGUUACAUGUGGUCUGCGGUUGUGGAGGUUCUGGGCUGGCAUGGUUACACGUGGUCUGCGGUUGUGGAGGUUCUGGGCUGGCGUGGUUACAUGUGGUUUGUGGUUGUGGAGGUCCUGGGCUGGCGUGGUUACACGUGGUCUGUGGUUGUGGAGGUCCUGGGCUGGCGUGGUUACACGUGGUCUGUGGUUGUGGAGGUCCUGGGCUGGCAUGGUUACACAUGGUUUGUGGUUGUCCUGGGCUGGCGUGGUUACACGUGGUCUGUGGUUGUGGAGGUUCUGGGCUGGCGUGGUUACACGUGGUCUGUGGUUGUGGAGGUCCUGGGCUGGCAUGGUUACACAUGGUUUGUGGUUGUCCUGGGCUGGCGUGGUUACACGUGGUCUGUGGUUGUGGAGGUCCUGGGCUGGCGUGGUUAGCGGUUUUGGAGGUCCUGGGCUGGUGUGGUUAAACGUGGUUUGUGGUUGUGGAGGUCCUGGGCUGGCGUGGUUACACGUGGUCUGUGGUUGUGGAGGUCCUGGGCUGGCGUGGUUAAACGUGGUCUGCGGUUGUGGAGGUCCUGGGCUGGCGUGGUUAAACGUGGUCUGCGGUUGUGAGGCUGGUUGGACAUACUGGCAAAUUCUCUAAAAUGACAUUGGAGAUGUCUUAUUUACCUUUAUUUAACUAGGCAAGUCAGUUAAGAACAAAUUCUUAUUUUCAAUGACGGCCUAGGAACAGUGGGUUAACUGCCUGUUCAGGGGAAGAACCACAGAUUUGUACCUUGUCAGCUCGAGGAUUUGAACUUGCAGUCUUUCGGUUACUAGUCCAACGCUCUAACCACUAGGCUACCCUGGCUGGCAACAGCUCUGGUGUACGUUCCUGCAGUUAGCAUGCCAAUUGCAUGGUCCCUUAAAACUUGAGACAUCUGUGCCAUUGUGUUGUGUGACAAAACUGCACAUUUUAGAUUGGCCUUUUAUUGUCUCCUGCACAAGGUGCACCUGUGUAAUGAUCAUGCUGUUUAACAAUCUUCUUUAUAUGCCACACCUGUCAGGUGGAUGUAUUAUCUUGACAAAUGCUCACUAACAGGGAUGUAAACAAAUGUGUGCACAAAAUUGGAGAGAAAUAAGCUUUUUGUGCAAAUGGAACAUUUCUGGGAUUUUUUAUUUCAGCUCAUGAAACACUUUACAUGUUGCAUUUAUAUUUUUGUUCAGUAUAGUUGGAAAGAGAGCCCAGAAUUAUGUUGACCUCUUUAACUCAUAGGAAGUCCCACCAAGUUGACUACAUACCCUUCAAUGGCGCUGCUAGUGCUGAGUGAUUAGUGCUUUUUGAGGUCGGUUCGGUUUCGGUUAGAUAAGAAAAUAAUCAAGUAUUUUUUACAUUAAAUGCGCUAUUCAUAAUGUGGGUUGAAUACUGUAAAACACAGAAUAAAACAAAUGAAUAAAAGUCC
Messenger RNA from Oncorhynchus masou masou (cherry salmon), 2914 nucleotides. RefSeq lists its product as uncharacterized. The coding region runs from base 10 to 2115 and encodes 701 amino acids. The record is from RefSeq and is a predicted model, not a curated record. NCBI's taxonomy places the organism in Eukaryota, Metazoa, Chordata, Actinopteri, Salmoniformes, Salmonidae. The transcript has 2 exons.